Molecule: messenger RNA, 1431 nt
Organism: Solanum stenotomum
Lineage: Eukaryota; Viridiplantae; Streptophyta; Magnoliopsida; Solanales; Solanaceae
Exons: 3
Coding region: 1-1431 (476 amino acids)
Biological process (GO): telomere maintenance; DNA repair
Molecular function (GO): DNA helicase activity
Source: RefSeq, a predicted model, not a curated record
AUGCCAGCUGCACCUGUUAAACAGCACAGCCCAAUUACAAUCACUGUGACUACCAAAGGUUCUGCAUCACUUGCCCAUCAACAAUAUGAUCCAAAGGCAAUCACUGACAAAAACAACGGAGGAAGUGGUAAAACAUUUUUGUAUCGUGCUUUAUUGGCCACGGUAAGAUCUAAAGGUUUCAUAGCUUUGGCGACAGCAACUUCUGGUGUUGCGGCAUCUAUACUUCCUGGAGGACGAACAACCCAUUCACGUUUCAAAAUUCCAAUUAAUAUUGACGAGCAGUUCUCCUGUAACAUCAGUAAGCAAAGCUCUCUCGCAUCUUUAAUUCGUGAUGCAAAAUUAAUUGUAUGGGAUGAGGUAUCAAUGUCAAAAAAAAAUAUGAUUGAAGCUCUUGAUUUGCUUAUGAAAGACCUAACUGAAACAAAUAUACUCUUUGGUGGAAAAGUCAUAGUGUUUGGAGGUGAUUUUAGGCAAACGCUUCCUGUUGUCCGAAGUGGAAAAAAGGAAGACUUUAUUUCUGAAAGUAUUUUAAACUCCAGAAUUUGGAAUCAACUUGAAAAAUUGAGACUAUCAGAAAAUAUGCGUGCAAGGACUGAUCCUGUUUUUUGUGAAUAUCUUAUGAGAAUUGGGAAUGGAAAAGAAAAAACAAAUAUUAACAAUAAAAUAGAAAUCCCAAAGCAGUUCAUCAUUCCUUUUACUACUGAAAAAGAGUCAUUAGAUCUUUUGUUCAAAGUGAUAUAUCCGAAUUUACAUACAUCUUUCAAUGACUCUUCUUUUAUGACAUCUCGUGUUAUCUUGACUACAAAGAACGACUUUGUUGAUGAACUAAAUGAUAGACUCAUAACUCAAUUUCCAACAGUUGCUAAAAUAUUCAUAGCUGCUGAUGAGACUAUUGAACCAAACGAUCAACCUCAAUUUGAGGACUUCUUACACACUCUAAAUGUUCCUAGCUUACCUCCGUACAGAUUAGUGUUAAAGCAAAACUGCCCUGUUAUAUUAUUGCGAAAUUUAAAUCCUUCUGAAGGCUUAUGUAACGGUACACGAUUGGUGUGCUGUGAUUUCAAAACACAUGUUAUAAGUUGUAAAAUUGCAAGUGGUGACUUCAAAGAUAAGCACGUAUUUAUUCCAAGAAUACCAUUACUAUCAUCAGAGGAUGAAAAAAUACCUAUUCCUUUUAAAAGAACACAGUUUCCUAUACGUCUAUGCUUUGCAAUGACUAUAAAUAAAGCACAAGGACAAACAUUAGAUUAUGUUGGUAUCUAUUUACGUGAACCAGUUUUUUCCCAUGGUCAAUUAUAUGGUGCUUUAUCAAGAGCGAAAAGUUCAAACUGUAUAAAAAUAUUGAUUCGACCUCCUACUGCAGAUAAUGAUGAUGACCACUCAACUUGUAAUGUAGUAUACAAUGAGAUCAUUCAAAAAGCUUUGUUAUGA